Molecule: messenger RNA, 7118 nt
Organism: Trichosurus vulpecula (common brushtail)
Lineage: Eukaryota; Metazoa; Chordata; Mammalia; Diprotodontia; Phalangeridae
Gene: UNC50
Product: unc-50 inner nuclear membrane RNA binding protein
Exons: 6
Coding region: 214-1290 (358 amino acids)
Cellular component (GO): Golgi membrane
Source: RefSeq, a predicted model, not a curated record
CUCCGGCUUGUCCUCAUAGUAACGGGGCAUCACCUCCCCCUUGCCGCCGCCGCCGCCGAGGCAGCCUCCGACUCAGAGGACCGAGAGCUACCCCAAGAGCCAAGCCCGGCGGCUUCAACAAACACCGCGUGCAGCGUUCUCGACACCGCCCCCACACGCCCCGGGCUGCCUGCACUUCCGGCAGGAGCAACCUUCUGGACGCCAGCACCCGUGAUGGCGGAGGGGGCGGAGGAGGGUGUUGGAGAGGAAGAGGCAGGAAGUAGGGAUAAGCUCCUUCCGGCGGCAGAGUCGCAGCCACCGGAAUCCAAGACUCCGAAAGCCCUCCGGCAGGAAGCGCAGCGGAAGUGGGAGAAGCACGUGAUUUGCCUUGCUCUCGGUGUGACGAAGACCAACUACGUAGCAGGAAGGAAGGGGAACCGGAGCCGGGGCGGGCGCCUGGCUCGGCUCUUGAACAGAGGUGGCGGGGGAGAUUACGGAUCCGGGCCGAGGCCCCAGCCGGGCUCCAGAAAGAUGUUACCAACCACCUCAAUGAAUUCCCGAUUACAGGGGAAUGGUGCCUUGAGUUCCAGAGAUGCAGCAAGGCACACAGCUGGAGCGAAACGCUACAAGUAUCUUCGGAGGCUUUUCCGAUUCAGGCAGAUGGACUUUGAGUUUGCUGCCUGGCAGAUGCUCUAUCUUUUCACUUCCCCACAAAGAGUUUACAGAAACUUUCAUUACCGAAAACAAACAAAAGAUCAGUGGGCACGAGAUGAUCCUGCCUUCUUGGUGUUGCUGAGUAUCUGGCUCUGUGUGUCCACUAUAGGAUUUGGAUUUGUCCUGGAUAUGGGAUUUUUUGAAACCAUAAAGCUGCUCCUUUGGGUUGUGUUUAUAGAUUGUGUGGGUGUUGGCCUUUUAAUAUCAACUCUGAUGUGGUUUAUCUCUAACAAGUACUUAGUGAAGCGGCAGAGCAGGGACUAUGACGUAGAAUGGGGAUACGCCUUUGAUGUUCAUUUGAAUGCUUUCUAUCCACUACUAGUCAUUUUGCAUUUUAUCCAGCUUUUUUUCAUUAACUAUGUUAUCAUGACAGAUACAUUUAUUGGCUACUUUGUCGGAAAUACAUUAUGGUUGAUUGCCGUUGGUUAUUAUAUCUAUGUAACAUUCCUCGGAUACAGUGCACUGCCGUUUUUGAAAAACACGGUAAUUCUUUUGUAUCCAUUUGCACCUCUCAUUCUACUCUACGGAUUGUCGUUAGCACUGGGAUGGAACUUCACUCACACACUGUGCUCUUUCUACAAGUAUAGAGUGAAAUAAAAAAUGUGACUAUUAGCUGUUAACAGUGUUGCUAAAAAGUGGCUGAGAUUUCUUGUAAAAAGUGUAAAUAAAUUUUAAUUGUAGAUAUCUUUAAAAAUGUAAAGUUUUUGUGAAUUUUUGGAAAUAUUUACAACUUCAUGUUGAUUCCACUCACAGUACAUUCUUUAAAAGCAUAAAAUGUACAUUUGUGUAAUAAAUAUUUUUAAACCAAAGUGUAAGCCUUUUUAGUUUUGACUAAGCAGUAAUUUUAUUUUUUUGGAAGCAUUUUGAUUUUUACCCUUGCUUAACAGUAAUCUCCAUACUUCAGAAUUUCAAGGAUCCUUGAUUUUAUUGGUGAUCUCUAUCACAGAGCGUGCAACUCUGCCUUAAUAGGCCCUGAGAUCAAAAUCUUUUAAUAAUCUCGUGGCUUAACCCUUGUUUUUGAGCCUCAUAAUGUAGCAAUCUAGACCAGCCCAUGAGAAACAUAUAUAUUACUUGUUUACUUCAGGCCUUUUUAGCUGAAGAAAGGCAGGUUGAGACUUGCCAGAACUUGUACUCCGCUGGCCUGGCAUUCCAGAAGCCGGUUACCAGCCACAAGGCAUUAAAAUAGGCACUUAAAUGACGUUAUCCAGUAGAGGCCAAAUAUUACUUCAUUAGGAGUUGGUGCUUUCUAACGAAUGCAGCUAAGCCCAGUAACACUUAGCCAAAAUCUUUGAAAUGGUUUAUUUUGUCCUACUAGCUGUGGCAGUUUGGAUGGUAUUUCACAUCAUUCUUUUGGUUACUGGGGGAAAACACCUGCCCUGAAUACUUUAGAAUGUUUAAAAUUUUAAAGUAUGUUAUAUAAGAAAUUGAUUGUUGUCAUAGCAAUAAUUCAGUAUUCUUUUUUCUGUCUAGUAAGGUGGUUAAUUCAUUUCAGCAAGGUAAUCAACUUUUUGAAAGUCAAGAAGCCUUUUCCAAGUUCUGCCACUUACCAUGUGACCUUGGGCAAGCUAUUUAACCUCUGUGCCUCAGCUUUCUCUUCUGUAAAAUAAGAGGGUUGAACUUCUUUGAAGAAUCAUGAAGAAUAGGAAACAUGCAUGGGAAUGAGGACAGGUAAAUGUCUUGAUUUUCAAAAGAGGGACAAAAGUAGAUUCUUCAAAGUAUCUGGUGAACAUGAAUUUGAUUCCUGGUAAAAUUUUCAGAGAGCUUACUGUUAAAAGAAUGGUUAGUAAGCACAUUACAGAAGGGGGUGAUUUAUCAUGAGGCAGUGUUAUUUCAUUAAAUGCAUAUCGUGCCAGACUUUUGCCAGUAUUGCUAGAAUGAUAGGUCAGAGUAAUAAAUACUGUUGUAGUAUCUGGAUUUUAGCCAGUUGUUUGUUUUUUUUUUAAUAAAGUCCCGCUUGUGGACAAGACAGAGAGAUGUAACCGGUGAUAAUUGUACACUGGUGGGACACAAUUCAGGGCUUAAUUGGAAAAAUUGACCCAAAGAGUGGUCAAAUUGUAGUGAAUUCAUUGUCAACCUGGAAGGAGGUCUCUAGUGGAAAGUCAUAGGGAUUUGUGUGUUCAGUAUUUUUAUCAGUGUUUUCAAUAUACAUCAAAUGUCUGCUAGUGGCAAGGCGGGAUAAAGACUAGGAACAGGUUUAAGAAUUGGAAGGGAUCUUCAAGGCCGUGGAGUCUAACAGACUUCCAUUUACAGAUGAGGAAAACAGGCCCAGCAAGGUUAAGUGACUUGCCCUUGGCCAUAGAGUUAGUCAGGGUCCAAGGUGGGAUUUAAAACCACGGUUUUCCAUGCUUUCAUGGUCCCAAUUCUAAAGGAGUUCAGAAGUAUUCAAAGCAGUUGGAGCUAAGAGCAAAGGGUGGAUUUUAACAAAGUAAUCUUGGAAAAUUUGAGGAGGGAAAGAACAUUUGGUGGCAUACACAUCAAAUAUACAAACAGCACAAAGCUAGGAGGCACAGCCAAUGUGUUGGAAGACAGAAUUGGGUUCCAAAAACAUUGCAUUUGUUUUUUGUUUUUUUCUGUAAAGCAGCUGUUACCCAACUUCAUAUUCUCUCCUACCUCUGUUUGGACUAUUGUUACAGUGUCCUAAUUGGUCUUCCUGCCACCAUUCCCUCGAAUUUAUCCUCGUCUCAAGCUGCAAAAAUUUCUAAGGCACAGAACUGACCAUAUCAUUUCCCUGCUCAAAAACUUCUAGUGAUACUCUAUCAUCUCUAGAAUAAAAUGCAAAUUCCUUAGCCUGGAGUUUAAAGCCUAUCAGAAUUUUGCUUCCAUCUAUCUUUCUAGUCCUGUUCCACACUACUUGCCCUCAUGUACUUACAGGAACCAGCCAAAGGGGCUUAUUGGUAUAGGUUGUCCCUCCUUCCUCAUCUCAAGGAGCAGCUCAGGUACCCCCUCCAGAGGCCGUACCCAAUAUUCCCACAUUUUACUUCUCUCUCUCACCUCCAAUUUGCUUAGAGCUUUUUGGCUGACUUUUCUUUUGACACCUCAUUUGAGUGGAUAAAUUGGUUUUUAUUUGUAUCCCUAGUACUUAGCACUGUGCCUUGCAUAUGGCUAGUUACUAUUUGGUUGACUCGAAUAUUGACAAAUCCAAAACUUGAGUUUUUAAAAAUCAAUACUAGGAUGAAGAUGUGGCUGGACAGUGACUCCUAUGAAAAAGAUGGAGGUUUUAGUGAAUUGCUAGCUCAGUAGAGUUAACUGUUCUUUGGCAGCCAAAACAACUAAUGCAGUUUUAGCCCCUUUUAUUAAAUAGACAUGUGCUAUCGGGAAUUUGGGGAGGAGAGGUAUAGAUGGGAUUAAUAAUUAAGAUAGGGAUUGCAUUUAUGGUCCAAUUGGUGUCUUCUAGUUCUGAAUCUGUAAUUCUUGCUGUCAGACCACUUACUGAGGAUGGUAACUAGAUCUGGAUACUACAUUUUAGGACUUACAUGCUAUAAUGCAUGUUGGAAGGAGUGGAAACUGUGCUGUGAGAAUUGAAGGAAUCUAUGGUGUUUAACCUGGAAAAGAGAAAAUUCAUUGGGGGACGUGAUGGCCAUUUUCAUCUCAGGUCAAAAGGACCUGUCAUCUAGUAUAACCCUAACCAAAGCCUGAAUCCUAGCUUCAUCUACCUCAUUUUAUAUACUAUGCAUCUAAUUAAUGAACUUUAUGAUUACAUGAUCUGUUUUGGGCUCCAUACCUCUGUUUAGCAGCCUACCAAGACCCUCCAGGUCUUUAUUUUACAUGUUAUAUGGAAAGAUUAUACAGACCCUGCUUAUAUAAGGGCAAAACUAUUAGCUUCCACCACUGACAGCUAUCAUCAAGUCAUCUGGUUCAGGAUUGAAUAGCCUGGAAAUUCAGAUGGAGUGUGAUUUCUGAAAUGGGUAUAGACAGAAAACAUGUGGAAUCUCUUGAAAUGGAAACAGGCUUCAGGGGUGAUAGAAGUAGAUAUUAUAGAGAACAUAAAUUCAUUUACCAUAUAUGGGCAGCAAGGUAUAGAAUGAUAGAGUGCCAGGCUUGGAGUCAGGAAAAGCUGCAUUCACUUCCUUCCUCAGUCCCUGGGUAGUUUUGUGACCUUGGGCAAGCCACUAAACCCCAGUUUCGUCAUUUGCAAAAUGGGGAUAAUGAAACCUUCUUUAAAGAGUGUAAAGAGGAUGAGAUAUGUUUAAAGUCCUUUGGAAACCUUUAAGUGCAGGCUGUUACUUCAGAACAGUAAGUGAAAAAGUAAAAUUUCAUGUACAUCAAAAACUGUCUUGACUUGCUAGGUGAAUAUGCUUUAAUCAAAACAGAAGCAGAAAGGACCUUCAAGGUCAGUGUAGAAUAUCUAAAGCCCAUAGGAAGGCUACUUUCAUUCAUGGAGGACCAGAGACACUGCAAGGGGGGCAAUGGAUAAAUUGUAUAGCAAACCUGCCAUCUCAUUUAGUACCUGAAAGUCCAAAGACAACUAAAUAGCAGAUGUGGAUAAAUACCGAUGAACCUAUUUGAUCUUGUCAACACCUAAACCUAACUUGGCUUCUAAUCCCUACACAAUUGGGGCACAAACUUUGUUUUUUUUUUGUUUUUGUUUUUUUUUUUUAAACAUCAACUGUGUCAGCUACUUCUACCUGAGGCUAGACUUUCGUUUCCUUGGCAUAUAAAAUCUGUUCAGUAAAGCACAUCCCUGUUUGUCAUUUUGAGUGCUAAAGACAAGAAGAUGGGUCAGCAAAUGGGGUGCUAAGAACUAAGGAGAUUUACUGCCCUUUACAUUUGAGUAGAUAGAAAAGAUUUAGAAUUACAUAACUUUUCUAACCAUUUUUAAAUCCUCUGUUUUCCUAUAUCUACCUACUGGCAGGAAAAUCCUUUAAAACCAUCUGGAGAACUGUAUGUUUGUUUCAUUAACAAAGUAGGGGAAAAUGUGUGAACCUGGGUACCCUUUGAUGAGGAACUUGGGAAAGGAGAAGCCCAUUUGGAAGACAGGGUUUUGGCAGUUGUAAAAGUGAGCAGAGAGGGCAUAUCUCUGAAAGGCUUUGACAGGAAAGUGCAUGAACCUGGGAUUGGUGUUCCCUGAGAAAUUUGAGUAGGAAGCAUCCGUUCCCCAACACUGUACUUUACAGGGCUGAGUAAAAUCAAAGAACUUAAUGCUGCAGAAGCACUGCUAGAAAAUUAAGAAUCUCUGCUAAUGGAAGGUUUCAUGUUUUAUUCUUUGAUAUUAAGUGAGAUUAAUGAUUGUUACUGUUUUAGAAAUGAUGUAAUUGAUUAUAAAUUCAGUGUUCUGAAUUUUCAUCACCCUCUCCCCCCACCCACCCAUCUACCCAAAGAAUAUCCAGAUUUGUAAGGGUAUAGUAUCUGUAUGUUUCCCUUUAUAAUAUGGAUGGAAUCCAGAAAAGACAGUUAGAAAAAUAAUUUUGGUAAAUACGUGUGAGGUGUAAAGGAACCCUGCAGUGAAUGCUUUUGAUAAAAUAAAGGACCAUUCUGCAGUAUGAAUCUCUUUUUUUUAAUCUCUAGUUCCAUUGUGGGAAUUCAAUGGGAAAUACAUUUCCCCACAGAAACAAUACUAAGUAAAUUGGUAGGUAGGUUUUUGUGGAUCUGUUCUGUGACUUGAAACUUCUGACCAAACUAAAACGUAACCAUUCCUGUUGGAAGAAUGUGUUUGUUUCCAGCUUGGAACUCCCAGCCAGGCCUUGUGAACUAUUCCUAUGAAAAGGACAUCUGUAAUUUAGCUGCUGAUUUUUUAGGAACUGUGUGUGUAUUUUUUAAUGUAAAUUUUGUGUUUCCAUUUACAUGUACAGCUAUUAAACUAUAUUAACAAAAACACAAAAUAACAUGUAAUCUGAAACAAAAAGAAUGUAAAUUAUUGUAAAUGUGUUUAACUUAUUUUCUGGUUGUUAGUCCUACCGCCCAAGAUGCAUUGUCCUCUUGUGAAUUCAGUUUUCUUACAGGAAUGAACACAAAUGUUAACCAGUUAUUAUACUGACAUUAAAUAUAACAAGGAUUUUUUUUGAAAAAUUUACUCAUCACCAAAGUCUAAAGAUGGCAUGGUAGCACGUGUUGAUUAAUAGCCACAUUUGUUUUCAUAACUAAAAAUGGGUGUUACAUUAAAAUAAUGCAGCCGUAUUUUGUGAUGUGAGUCAUUGAGAGUGUUCUACAAGUAAAGAUCCAUUUCAUCAAAGAGGAAGUAGGCCCAGAGUGAUUAUGAUAUGCCCACCCAGGGUCCUAAAGCAAGGUAAUAGAAGAAUAAAGACUAGAACCCAAAGUCUUAUGGCUUCGUCCUCUUGCCUCUAUAACUUAAAUUCCAUCUCUGAGAUAGAAUACUUUUUGUAUCUCUUGUUUGUUGUGGCAGUCAAAUGAGAUUAAUGUGUGUAAUUUUGUGACCAUAAAAUGCUAUGCGAUGUAUGUUUCAUAUUACAAUGUUUUAUUAGAAUGAA